This is a messenger RNA of Rana temporaria (common frog), 978 nucleotides long. Its product is annotated as claudin-16-like. Gene Ontology annotation, biological process: bicellular tight junction assembly; cell adhesion. The coding region runs from base 1 to 747 and encodes 248 amino acids. Gene Ontology annotation, molecular function: structural molecule activity. Gene Ontology annotation, cellular component: bicellular tight junction; plasma membrane. The record is from RefSeq and is a predicted model, not a curated record. The transcript has 6 exons. NCBI's taxonomy places the organism in Eukaryota, Metazoa, Chordata, Amphibia, Anura, Ranidae.
AUGGAGAUGCGAGGAAAGGGAGACAUAUACGAGAUUUUGUUAUUGCUGAAUCUGAACGGCUCGGACAGCCAAUGCCUGCCCUCCCCUGUAGCUGAUAAUGAGAUACAGGAGGCUCGUGCUCUGCACGCGUCUGAAUUGUCGGCAGAUGUCCUGCAAUGUGGGAUUUCCUUGUUGUCCCCCCUCCAGGUAAACAGCAAGGGGUCGGUAGUGCUAAGCACGCGCUGCAAAGGUCUGUGGCGGGAAUGUGUCUGGGACCGGUUUGUCAAGAUUUGGACUUGCGACGCGUUUAGCUCUUAUUUGAACCCGCAUCCAGCCUCCAUCGUCCUCACCCGAUCAUUGAUCGUCACCUCCAGUAUUAUCAGCUCCGCGGCUUUCCUCUUCCUGAUCGUCGGAUACGAGAAUUUUCAUUGCUGCCGAGAUGGAGCCACCAAACUGCAAUGUCUGCGGCUGUCCUCAGGACUCUAUUUCUUCACCGCAAUGUCCUCAUCUGCCGCCAUCAUAAGAUACUGCGUCUACGUCUACCACCUCCACCAGUACGAGGUCUCUCUGAAAAUCCCAGGAUUCCCUAGCUUUGAAUAUGGCUACUCACUAUGGAUGGCGGUGGGAGGCAAUUUAGGGGCGGUCACCUCUGCCGUAACAACCUGCUAUCUCAGCUUCUGUAAGAAGAAACUCAACACCACGCCAAGCGAAGAAAACCCUAUGAUUGGAUGUUCCGAGAGUCCCAGUGUACAGAAAACAUAUGUUUGAAAUGCCGCCCUCAAAUAAAUGAUUCUGGGUAGUCCUGACCCAUGAACGUGCGCAAAGUAACCCUCGAUAGUCCUCCUGCUAUCCCAUCCCCCAGAACCGGAGCGUAGAGAUCGUAGGGACCUCAGUGCUUCCUCUCCUCACAUCACAGCUCUCUAGUAAUCCCCAGGGCCGAUCCUAGGGUCACAGACGCCUGGGUGCAGAAAAAUUUCUGGCGCCCCUCAUGGGCGUGGU